This is a messenger RNA of Danaus chrysippus (African queen), 867 nucleotides long. The record is from the annotation of a GenBank genome assembly. Lineage: Eukaryota; Metazoa; Arthropoda; Insecta; Lepidoptera; Nymphalidae.
AUGAAGCUAGUACAGUUUGUUUAUAAUGAAAAUCCAGAAGAAAUCCGCGCCGGUUAUCUUGAAGGCGACAAAGUUGUGGACAUAAACAAAACGGAUUGCAGCAUACCCAGUACUCUCUUAGAGAUACUAAAAAACGGCGACUUGGAGAAAGUUAAGAAACUACCACUUAUGAAACCGCCAUCAAUAGAUCUUAGUUCAGUUAAAUUAGCAGCGCCGAUACAUGGCCAGGAUAAAGUGCUCUGCAUCGGAUUAAAUUAUAAGGAUCAUUGUGAAGAGCAGAAUUUAACACCACCUCCGGUUCCACUUAUCUUCAGCAAGUUCGCAAGCACAGUGGUUGGACCCAAGGAUGCUGUGAAACUACGGACAGAUGUCACUAAUAAAGUGGAUUGGGAAGUUGAAUUAACUGUGGUGAUCGGCAAACCGGCGAGCAGAGUCAAAGCUAAGGAUGCGUACAAAUAUGUUCUUGGAUACACAGUGGCUCAAGAUAUAAGUGCUAGGGACUGGCAAAAGGAGAGGAAUGGUGGGCAAUUCCUUCUGGGAAAGUCCAUGGACACCUUCUGCCCAAUCGGUCCCUGCAUCACGACUACCGAUGACAUCCAGGAUCCUCAGAACCUGUUCAUCAAAUGCAGCGUGAAUGGUGUUGAGAAACAGAAGAGCAAUACGAACCAAUUGGUGCACAAAAUACCUGAUGUUAUAGAAAGAUUGAGCUCGGUAAUGACUCUCCUUCCUGGCGACAUUCUUCUGACUGGCACGCCAGGGGGUGUAGGGAUGUACAGGUCACCACCAGAAUACUUGAAGCCCGGUGACGUCAUACACAGCGAAAUAGAGAAUAUAGGAGUAUUGGAAACCAGGGUAGAACAGCUGUAA